Anoplophora glabripennis (Asian longhorned beetle) is the source of this 1048-nucleotide messenger RNA. RefSeq names its product peroxiredoxin-6. The transcript has 5 exons. The record is from RefSeq and is a predicted model, not a curated record. NCBI's taxonomy places the organism in Eukaryota, Metazoa, Arthropoda, Insecta, Coleoptera, Cerambycidae. Gene Ontology annotation, cellular component: cytosol; mitochondrion. Bases 193 to 864 code for a protein of 223 amino acids. Gene Ontology annotation, biological process: cellular oxidant detoxification; cell redox homeostasis. Gene Ontology annotation, molecular function: peroxiredoxin activity.
AAAUUGCUGCAAGUCAUUAAGUGGAGAUCCUAUACAAUGCAUUUAGGAACAAACAUUUACCCCACUACAGUGGAACUUAUCAGUGUUUAUGUCGUUUCUACCACUAUAUAAAACCGAACCAGGUUCCCUCGACAGCUAGAUACAAAGAGUUGCUGGUACAGUUCUUGAAAAAUUUACAAACCUACAUUCAAGAUGCCUUCAAUUCGCUUGGGAGACGUCGUUCCAAAUUUCAGCGCCGAAACCACCCAAGGGCCGAUUAAUUUUUACGAGUGGCAAGGAGAUAAAUGGGUUGUUCUUUUUUCCCAUCCUGCCGACUUUACACCGGUGUGUACAACAGAACUGGGUCGCAUAGCUGUCCACGAACCAUACUUCACUAAGAGGAAUGUAAAACUGCUGGCGCAUUCGGUGGACGAUAUCAAAUCACAUCAGGAUUGGGUGAACGAUAUCAAGAACUACUGUCAAGAUAUCCCGGGGGAAUUCCCUUAUCCGAUCAUAGCUGACCCAAAGAGAAAAUUGGCUGUACAGUUGGACAUGCUAGACAGUGAAAAUCGGCAGAAAGAAGAGUACGCCACGACAAUCAGAGCCUUGUACAUCAUCGACCCCAAGCAUACACUGAGAUUGUCGAUGUUCUACCCCAGCAGUACCGGACGGAAUGUAGAUGAAAUACUAAGAGUCAUCGAUUCUCUACAACUCGUCGAUAGAAUUCCUCAGGUUGCCACUCCAGCUAACUGGGUGCCUGGUGAAAAAGUGAUGAUCCUGCCGACAGUGAGCGAUAGCGAAAUACAAAAACUGUUCCCAGGUGAAGUUGAUGUCGUUAGAAUGCCUUCUGGAAUCACUUACGUCCGCACCACCACCAACUACUAGAUUUGAAAGGCCACAAUCCAAUCAUCUAAAAUAUCAACGUAGCCAUGCUUCUAACAAAUGACUGUCGUUGUCACGACUACGACUUGGUAUAACAUUGUUUAACUAGGCAGCUGUUUAUAUGUGAAUAAGUAGACAAUUUUUUAAAUCAAUGUUUUCAAUAAAAAAUUUCCUCAAAAUCUAUAUA